Messenger RNA from Thunnus maccoyii (southern bluefin tuna), 3808 nucleotides. Its product is annotated as dematin-like. Gene Ontology annotation, biological process: lamellipodium assembly; actin filament bundle assembly; cytoskeleton organization. The record is from RefSeq and is a predicted model, not a curated record. Bases 270 to 1475 code for a protein of 401 amino acids. Gene Ontology annotation, cellular component: actin cytoskeleton; plasma membrane. The transcript is spliced from 18 exons. NCBI's taxonomy places the organism in Eukaryota, Metazoa, Chordata, Actinopteri, Scombriformes, Scombridae. Gene Ontology annotation, molecular function: actin filament binding.
ACACACACACACACACACACACACACACAGACUAUAUUUGGGACUGAGCGCAGAGAGAAACAGUUGGUGUCGGGGCUGCUGGAUGUUUCUGACACAAACACACCGGUAACAGCAGCAGCAGCAGCAUCACAGCAGACGAGCAGCUGAGCUGAAGAUCUGCAGAAGGAAACGACUGAACAUGUGCUGAUCGGGCUGCAGAGCCCUGAAGACAAACAGAAGCAGACAUGAUCCCUUUUUCUCCCUGAGGAACUGACCAAUCAGCAGUCAGGAUGAUGCCCAAGCAGGUGGCUCAGACGUCUCCAGGGAGCGUGUUGUCGCUGAGAGGGUCCAGCGUCCCGGGAUCCCCUGCAGCCGCCAUCGUGGCCAGAAUGGAGGACGGCGUUAUCGGCUAUAAGGACCUGGCAGCGUUACCAAAGGACAAAGCCAUUCUGGAUAUAGAGAGACCCGACCUGAUGAUCUACCAGCCGCACUACAGUUACAGCCCACUGGAGAGGUCCUUGUCUCCUCGCUCCAUCUCUCCUCCUCCCUCCCCAGAGAACCUCUCCAAGGAGUCCAGGGAGUGGCUGGAGAACCGGUCUCCUGGAGGUUCCUCCCCUGGUUCCACCAUCCAGACCAGCAGAACAUUCAGCGCGCACACACCGCCGACACCAAACACACCCAACACACUCUCAUCUGGUACCAAGAGCACCAUGCAGCACUUCCACAGACCAGAAAACGGCAGUAACAUUUAUAAGAAGCCUCCCAUCUACAAACAAGAUGUGUUGUCUCCGAUGCCUCAGGGGAAACACAUCGAGGAUCUGAUCAUCGAGUCGUCAAAGUUCCCGGCAGCUCAGCCUCCGGACCCCAACCUGCCCUCCAAGAUAGAGACCGAGUACUGGCCCUGCCCCCCCUCCCUGGCUGUGAUUGAGAAGGAGUUGAGGAGGAAGGUUCAGACGGAUGAGGAGGAGGAGGAUGGAGAGCUGGAUGAUGAAAUCUGGGGUCUGAGAGCGCUUCAGAAACAAGAACUCAACAAGAUUCAAUCUAAUCUGGGAAAAAUCAUCCUGAAGGAGGAGUUGGAAAAGUCUUCGACUCCUCUGAGGAGGAAAACUCGCUCACUACCGGACCGCAGCCAACACGCUGGGUCCAACGCCUCCAAGUCGGUGUAUUUCCCGGCUAAGGCGGGUCUGUCCAGGCUGCAGUCAGCAGAGUUCAGCUCGUCUGAAAAAACUCCUGCAGGUGUUCAGAACGGAGACUCCAGGAUGGACAGAGGAAACUCUCUGCCCAGCAUGUUGGAUCAUAAGAUCUUCCCGUAUGAGAUGUUGGUGGUGACUCACAGAGGACGAAGCAAACUGCCUCCUGGUGUGGACAGAACCAGACUGGAGCGACAUCUCUCCCAGGAGGAGUUCCACAGCGUUUUCGGGAUGUCCAUCGAGGAGUUCGACAGCCUCUCUCUCUGGAAGAGGAACAACCUGAAGAAGAAGGUCUGUCUCUUCUGACGUCGCCGGGACUACUACAACUCCCACAAUCCCCCUGCUCUUCCUGGAUCACCGCAGGAUCCUGAAACCACAGACUCCGAACAAAAAAACAACAACCGUCAUUAUCAGCACCGCCACCAUCAGACAGCAGGUCACUGUUAGUCAGACGAUCAGUGGAAGUUUGUGGACGUCGCGGGUUUCAUGUUUGGAGUGACUUUAGAUUUCUGCUGCACAUAUUAACUCCACCAGAUUUAAAGCAGCGCUGCAAAGCAGAAACAUAAGCAGAAAAUAAGCUUCGGUCUCUAGAUGUCUGCGGAAAUUCAUUAAUAACUAAACUACUGAGCAAAUAAUCAAUCUGUAAGAUUUUCAAGCAAGCAGAGACAGAUUUGGAAGAACAGAUUCAACAAAAAAAACAAUAACUGUGUGUUAUUAAUGGCCCCAGUGUGGCUUCAUCCUUCAAUAUCAGCUUUCUCAUCUGUCUAAAAGACUAACAGGAGCCAGGAACAGUCAGAUAUGUCCUGUUGAAGUCUUUUGCUGAGGUUUCCAGCUGCUCUGAAUCUGCCAAAACAAGUCACAUGAAACCAGGGUUUUGUGUUCAAAUUGAUAUUUGGAUUGAAGAAUCUGUCCCUGCGUGUAGACGUCCAGCAUCUUGCUCAGAAGCAUCACAGUAACUUUGCAGAAACCUGAAAGUUUAUCUUCUGUUGACACGUGAAGCUCAGUUGUUUGGUUGUAAUUGUGGCAUUCUGGGAAAUGAAGUUAAUUCUGACAUCAGUCUCAUUAGAGUCUCUCUGGAUUACAGAAGAUGAAGCCGACUAGUUUUAGCGUUAAAGUUCUCCGUACGCCAGAUUUCACAUGAAAGAUUGAACCUUCUGUGAGUUUAGAGACAGUUUUUAUCCUGAAGCCUGACAGAGAUCUAUUUUCAUCACACUGAGCAACUGAAGUAAAUAUUUUAUUUUUCAGCUUCCAGCUACAGUCGGGCAUUAAACCAACAUUCCUGCUGACUCUGAGUCAGGUUUCAAUACAGAUUCAUAUCUGCUGAUCGAUUAUCAACUCGCUGAUUUUGCGGGGAAAAAAAAAAAAGUCCUGUUAGCGACCUUUUAAAAAAGCACUGUUCCUAUUGGCUUAGCCAGCUAUGAUGUCACAGUGACAGCAUUUCUUUCCCAGCACCAAAAAAAGGAAAAACAAGGAGACAGUUUGAUCGCAGUUUGAGCCGAACUCAUCAUUAAACAUCGGAGUUGGACCUCAUUAAUGUUCCUGUGUCUGAAUGGGAUCAAACCCCUUUAAAAGCAGAGCAAAACCCAUCGUUCAGCUGUCCACAUACUUUUGGCCCCGUAAUGCAUAUGAGAGGCUAAAGGUGAUUUGAUGACAUUAAACUAAGAGCUCAAACUUACUAAACUUGUAGUGGUUGGUUAUUUUUGUCCCCACUGUCCAUCACUGGUUAGAAAACAAAAAAACAGAAUUACAAACUGAAGUCUUGUUUGGCCAUCGUUGACCUUUACUACCCAUGUAGGACUCUACAGCUGAAAUGAUUAGAUCAGGGGUUUCAAGUCUGAGACUGUGGGCCUCCCCUCACCCCCCCCACCCCCCCGACUUUACUUGCUUACUUUUGUUAACUUAGUGGAUGUCUACAGAAUCAUUAUUAUGAUAUUAGAUCCUAUAGACACUCGACAGUUGAGCCAAGAUAACCUGAUAUUUCUGAUUAACAUAACUUCAGACAACACAAAUACAUUAAAAAGUUUGUCCUAAAGGAUUUAUUAGUUUCUGACUAUUCUGUAUGAUCUCCUUUUGAUAACUAAUGUAAUAUUUUUUCACCUCCAUUCACUGAGCCUCCCCAGAAACCCCCCGAGACUUUGAAAACCUCUGGAUUAGCUCAUAAAUCAAUUAGUUGAUCGACAAAAAAUUAAUUUGCAACAAUUUUGAUAACUGAUUAAUCAUUUAAGUCAUUUUUUUUUAAGCAAAAGAAGCCAAAAAUCUUGUGAUCGCAGCCUCUCAGAUUUUAAUAUUUGCUAGUUUUUUCAGUUUUGAUAGACGAUGACUGUUGGUCAGACAAAACAUCUGAAUAUGCAUUUUAUACACUGAACAAUCAACUGAUUAUUAAAGCCUUACAGUAACAUGAUGGAACAACACUACGUCGCCCUCAAAGAAAGAUUUAAUCACAUUCAACUCAAACUUACAAACUUUUACUGGUAAUUUAAAUGAUUUUUGGCCCUGCUGUCCGUCACUGGUUGAUACUCAGCUGCUGCAGGCUGAUGAUGAAACUGCCUCCUUGUUUCUUCUUUGUGUUCAGCAAACGUCACUGCCCUGUUUGAUCCAAGAACUCCACACACACACACACACACACACACACACACACA